AUGCGUUUCGUUCUAGCUCUCAUCAGCGCUGCGGUCGGCCUUACCGCUGGCCAAACACUGAACAUCCCUACUCGAGUCGGUUCCAUCGUCUCACUUGCAGCUCCCAGUGUCAUAUCUGGAUCCAAGGACAUGGGCAACAAGGAAUACGACCGCGGAAGGGCCUGCGACACUGAUGCCGACACUGGCAGCGAGAAUGCGGUCUUCAUCCUUGAGAACGGCGCUACUUUGAGCAACGCAAUCAUCGGCGCGAAUCAGCUCGAGGGUAUCCACUGCAAGGCAGCUUGCACACUUAAGAACGUCUGGUUCCGCGACGUCUGCGAGGACGCAAUCUCCGCUCUCGGGACCGGAAAUGUAUUGAUCGAGGGCGGUGGUGCCCAAGAGGCAGUCGACAAGGUCGUUCAGCACAAUGGCCGCGGCACAGUUACCAUCAAGGACUUCACCGUCGUCAACGCCGGUAAGCUGUACCGCGGCUGCGGUGACUGCACCAACAACGGAGGCCCGAGGAACGUUGUUAUUUCGGGCGUAAAGGCAAGAGGUGUCUCUGAGCUUGUUGGCAUCAAUUCCAACUACGGAGACACCGCUAACAUCCAGAGCUCGUGCGGAUCUGGUGUGAAGAAGGUUUGCCAGGAAUACAAGGGCGUCGAAAAAGGCAGCGGAUCCAGCAGUAAGGUUUCCACCACUGCUAACUGCAAGGGCCAGACUAGCUUUUCCACUUGCUAGAUCGUGAAGUUCAAUUGCUAGGCUACAGGAAUCCGACACAGGGUUUCGGUCGAGUUGUCACUCCAAACCGCUGAUGUGUGGACCGUUCGCGAUUUUGGCGGCAUCAAUCUGUUGCAAGGAUUCGUUGUCCAAUAGGAGUAGCGAGAUACAUGCAAGAUCGAAU
This is a messenger RNA of Didymella exigua CBS 183.55, 883 nucleotides long. Its product is annotated as polysaccharide lyase family 3 protein. Gene Ontology annotation, molecular function: pectate lyase activity. Bases 1 to 720 code for a protein of 239 amino acids. The transcript is spliced from 2 exons. The record is from RefSeq and is a predicted model, not a curated record. Gene Ontology annotation, cellular component: extracellular region. NCBI's taxonomy places the organism in Eukaryota, Fungi, Ascomycota, Dothideomycetes, Pleosporales, Didymellaceae. Gene Ontology annotation, biological process: pectin catabolic process.